Messenger RNA from Lytechinus pictus (painted urchin), 1999 nucleotides. RefSeq names its product centrosomal protein of 76 kDa-like. The record is from RefSeq and is a predicted model, not a curated record. The transcript is spliced from 11 exons. Gene Ontology annotation, biological process: regulation of centriole replication. NCBI's taxonomy places the organism in Eukaryota, Metazoa, Echinodermata, Echinoidea, Temnopleuroida, Toxopneustidae. Bases 1 to 1740 code for a protein of 579 amino acids. Gene Ontology annotation, cellular component: centriole.
AUGGCUGGAACACUGUCACCGGAAAAACUGACCGAACUGAAGCAGAUUAUUCAUAACCAGCUUAAUCAGAUGGAUGUCCAGACUCGCAUCCGAGAUAUUCUAUCUGAAUCCCUACAAGAUGAUGGAGAAGGGACUGGGUUUGGAGAGACAGAGCUCCUGGAUGCGGUCCGCCAACGAGGCUUGGUCGAGGAGAUCAUGGCAAGGCUUGAAAUCGGUGGAGAAGGAAGGAGCAGCUUUGGGGCAAAGGUCGUGGGUCAGCCUUCAAGGGGUCAAGUCAAGAAGCCAGCUACUCACUUUCUUGAUAAGGAGGGUCCAUUGACUUCAGUUCCCCUGAAGAAAGCCAACAUAGACCCCACUCGACGCCAGUUGUACCUCCAGAUCCUUGGUGGCAAGGCAUUCCUGGAGCACUUGCAGGAACCAGAGGCCUUGCCCGGUCAAACCACAUCAAACUUCUCAAUCCACAUUCACUUUAGGGGUCAGAGGUUCAAAUCUAGACCGGUCUCUUGUGCCUGCGAACCAGACUUUCAGGAGGGUUUCGUACUCGAGAUGCACAGGUGGAGUGGAGGAGAUGCUGCAAGAAUGGCAGAUGCUGGAACCCUCCUUUCACUUGCUGAUCCCAUCCACUUGGUACUCAUCAAGACGGAUCCUUCAGGAGAGACGUCUCUUUUGUCAUCACACUUUCUUGAGUGGAGAACUGUUCUUAGCACCCCUACCGGCAGUCAGAACAUUCCUGUCGAGCUUUUAGGUGUAGGUUCUGAGUCUAAGGUUCCAGUGGGUAUUCUAGAAGUCAAGUUGGAAUUACUGCCUAAAAUGGACCAACUCCUGACUGACGAAGUUGUUGCUACUCAGAUAUCGUUGGAGAGAAACCGAAUUGCUGAGCGAGAGCGACUGUUCUUGGUAUAUGCCAAGCAGUGGUGGAGAGAGUUCUUACAAAUCAGACCUACUCAUCAGAACAGACUAGUCAAAAUAUUUGCUCAGGAUGAGAAUGGAGUGAACAGACCGGUGUGUGCCUUCGUGAAGCCAAUGCGUGGGGGACGUCUCCUUGACUCUGCCCGUCAUGCAGCCCGCUUCGUCAGUAUCAUAGGCUAUGAGAGAGUAUCUGCUGUAGGGGGUGGCCAACCUAGAGAGAUGUGGAGUAGUGUCCAUGCCUUCCUCUCCAAAAACAAAGGGGACUGUGAGGAUCAUGCUGUUUUACUGUGUAACUUCCUUCUGGGAUUUGGUCUCAAUGCCUUCGUUUGUGUAGGCACAAAGGGCAAAGGUCAGGCUCAUUCUUGGGUCAUGACCUUGGGGUCAGAUGGCCUGGUCACAUUUUGGGAAAGCUUGACCUGUCAGAGGUACAUUCAUCAACGAGUGAAUCCUAAUGAUCCCCCAUCGGUAGAACAACCUAGACCACAGUACCCGUACAGGACGGUGGGCUGUAUCUUCAAUCACAAGAACUUCUUUGCCAAUUGCCAGCCUUCUGACAACGUUGACCCGUGUUGUUUUGAUCUGCAAGAUUCAUCACUCUGGAAGGCUAUGAGUGCUGAUGCUCUAGCAUCUGUCUGUGGGUCAUCAAGCAUUACUCACUGGCCUAACAGCCCACCAUUGGUCCCAUCUCAUCUGGAUUCAUCCCUGGUUAGCAAUGAACUGGAGCUGCAGCUUAGAGCUCUCACCAUGGACCACAGGAAGGUGAGGUCAUAUUCAUUUUUAAUUGUUCAGUUCAAUUUUAUUUCACUUCGCAAUAAAUGUACGCCUACAUGACAAAUGUAUUGCAACGGUAAACAAUUCACUCGUAAAACACAGUAAAUAUAUGAGAACAUAAAUAGCAACACUGAAAAGGAGAACACUUCCAAAGUUGCUGACAGAAAGGCACUGCCCUUAUGGUGGGCCCUAAUAAUAUCAACCCAUUGGAUGCGUGGUAGUGCUGUAGCCGAACCGCCGAACCGAACGGUAGUUCGCCGAACAUGGCACUUCCGAACAGAACCGAACCGAACACUAAGACUUGGUUCGGAAGUUCGGC